GAUCAGGAGUUCCUUACUAUUAAUAUCGGGUCUCUGUGAAGGAGUUCUCUUUCCAGCGAUUACCGUGCUGUCUCUCGUUCAGCUCCGUGACCCUCUUCCCCGCUGGAGUGAUCUCUUUUUUUCCUGCGGUUUCAUCGAUAUGUCUUCAUCACAAAGGCUGAUUUUGGUGCUCGGAGGAGCUGGCACUGUGGGCUCUGGGAUUGUUAAAUGUCUCCUGGAGAAAGGGUUCCAGGUAGCGGUCAUAUCUCGGGACAGCACACGCCUGGAGAAGCUGAAGAAUUUUGUGCCAGCGUCUUGUAGAGAGAGUCUCCAUACCCUGGUGGGAGACGUGGGAGCCGAGGAAGGCGCACAGGAGGCUGCCGCUGCCCUACUCCGCCAGGUGGGGAAGGUGACAGACGUGGUGUCUUCUCUUGGGUUCAGCUGGUGGCAAGGAGGUCCCCCCCAUACUCAGUCGCUGCAGGAGCUGCAGAGGGUUCUGGAGACCCUUCUUUUGAGCACUUUCACCGCAUGGAAAGCUUUCUUCCCUCUGGUCAAGGACAACCCGAAUGGGACUUACACUUUUAUCACAGGGGGUGCCGGGGAACGUCUGCUGAUGCCUGGCACUGGAUUCCUGACCCUGGGCGCAGCCGGAGCCUUGGCAUUCUCCCAAGUGGUUCGUGAAGAGUACCCAGAUGUCGCUUGUAAGCUAAACGAGGUUAAGAUCAACAUGGGUGUAGCCCCACCGGAGCGUCUCGGCCCCGGGUACGUGAGUCACCUGGAGGUGGGGGAGGCGGUAUCUUCUUUGGUGGAGAAGAGACGGGUGUCCCACGCGGUCCUGUGUGCAAACUCUACCGCUGACCUCAAGACGCUGACUUUGGAAGGAAAGCUGUGAGCUCUGGAGCUCAUCUCCCCAGACGAAAACCUGAUUCCCAUCCCUACAGUGCAGUGAUGCCCCCCGCUGUGUGCGACACUACGUGGUACUCCAUACUGUAUUACAAUUUGUCCAUGGUUUAGGCGUCACCGCAAUGUCAAGCGCUUUGAAGAAUCCCCACACAACAUCCAACAGAGCCAGUAACUCCAUUCUAGUGUACAACCUCCCAGUAUCCAGACCCUAGUGUACCCAGUAGAUUCCCAUUAUGCCCUGGGAGAC
Spea bombifrons (plains spadefoot toad) is the source of this 1129-nucleotide messenger RNA. RefSeq lists its product as uncharacterized. The transcript is spliced from 6 exons. The record is from RefSeq and is a predicted model, not a curated record. Gene Ontology annotation, cellular component: mitochondrion. Gene Ontology annotation, molecular function: 2,4-dienoyl-CoA reductase (NADPH) activity. NCBI's taxonomy places the organism in Eukaryota, Metazoa, Chordata, Amphibia, Anura, Pelobatidae. Gene Ontology annotation, biological process: fatty acid beta-oxidation. Bases 140 to 871 code for a protein of 243 amino acids.